Messenger RNA from Aphanomyces astaci, 1460 nucleotides. RefSeq lists its product as hypothetical. The transcript has 2 exons. Bases 1 to 1425 code for a protein of 474 amino acids. NCBI's taxonomy places the organism in Eukaryota, Oomycota, Saprolegniomycetes, Saprolegniales, Verrucalvaceae. The record is from RefSeq and is a predicted model, not a curated record.
AUGGUUCGUCCGGUUGGAAAGGCAGCUCGACGAGCAAAACCUCCCAACAGCCACCCGCGCAACCUGCCGCCGCCAUUGAUCCAGCUCAUUGCAACGUUUCUUCCUGGGGACUCGUUCUUUAACUACCUGCGUGCAUUUCAAUGGACCCAUUCACUCGGAGACCUACGACACUUCUUGACCCUUGUGAACGAGGGCAUUGUCGACGCCAGCGAUGUGUGGCCAGAACUGCAUUUGCGUUGGGUGGACGCAGCGAAUGUAAAUAAGUUCCAUCGAAUGGCCAAGUUUGUGUCGGUGGUGCAUGCCCACGACGGCGUCUUCGACUUGGAGUGGCUGGAGCGAAUACUGACUCCAGCCAUUUCGUUGGCGCUGCAAGCAUGGCCUAGCGACGUCGACCUGUCCAUUCCAAUCCAAGAUUGGGGCCCUCAGUUGGCAAGACGAAUGCGAGUGUCCCAUCUGUCGUUUGCCGAUUUUGGUCAAUCCGGCGGUAGCGGUGGUGGCCACAUGGUAACGCUGCUGCCUCAGCUGCCGCACCUGCGCUCGUUGAACGUGGAAGAGCUCGAUGCAGAGUUCGUGGACGACGUAUUCGACUUCGUGUGCUGCUCCAAAUUGACUCGUUUGACCUUGGGGUCAUAUUCCGUUCCAGUGGUCAUCACGACCGAGCGAGCGUUGGCGCUGACAAUGUGGCUCAAGCGAGAGCCCGUGCAAUUGCUCGAGUUAAACCAUUGCUCGUUUGAAGAGGGCGCGCAUCUCCGUACGAUCCAUCGACUUCUCGACGCCGUGUUUCGAUCACCCAUGGAAUCCCUUGUGCUGACGAACAUGACAUUUGACUCCGAGUUGAGCACAUGGCAGCCAAUUCCGAUUGCUUCUCGUCGUGUGACCUUCGAGAGUACACCUCUGUCCGACACGCAAGCAGCGUUGCUCUUCCGAGGGCUUUGCAAAGGCGCCACCACUCAUCUCCACGUGAACGACAUGAAACUGACCUUGCCAGGCAUGGCCUCGUUAUCGUCCGCCAUCGCUGACUCCCCAUUGCAAGUGGUCACUGUCGAACAUACGACCAUGGACGGAGAAGGGUGGGGAUGUGUGGCGAAGGCGAUCGCACGCUCCAAGCACCUCCGAGAACUGUACCUCCUCCGAACAGGCCUCCUAGACUGCGACGUUGCUGACAUCGCCAACGCGCUCGUGAACGCUUCGUUGGUUCGAGUUGUGCAUGUCGUGGGGAACGCCAUCCGCUUUGCAGGGGCCGUGGCCCUUGUGCAAUGCCUCGGUCGUCGCCGGCAUGCGUUGAAUGAACUCAAGAUGGAAGGGCUGGCCGUGUCGGAGGACGAAGCCGCGGUGCUGCAAUCGAUGGCGGACGGAUUUCCCAUGUUGAAGCGAUGUGUGGUCACGACCAACGUGGCCAUGCACGUCGCCAUGCAGAGCUUUUAGUUGGGAAUACAGUAUAUGUGCUUCGCAAACUGAAA